CCCUCAUCUGUGCUGUGUAAUCUCUUUAAGAAGUCUCUGUCCCGGGGCAAAUCAGAUUAGAUUUAGGGCUGUUUACUAUAACACUCCAACAGCAACCACCAACAGAUCCUCUGCAAUACUGAAUAAUGAAUUUGCACGAUUAACAUGCUCUGCCUGGAAUAUGGAAACCAUCUACUACAGAAUCUGUGUGACAUAGAAAUGCAUGUGUGUGUCCUGAAAGACAAUGUUUGUGUUUGUUGCUUGUGUGAAAGCGUGUGUGUAGAAGAGUCAGCAGGUGCCUGGUAGCUCCUUCCUCUGACCUUGGCUACAGAGAGAUGGGGAGAGAAAGAGGACAGAGUGUGUGUGUGUGUGUGAGUGUGUGCUGUGUGUGUGAAGCAGUGGAGCUAAUUCCUGCACUGCAGCUGUGUAUAUGAAACCAGAGUUAAUGUGGCACCAACAGCUCUAGAUCCACUUGGGAACUUGCCAGAGAAAAACAGAGCGAGAGACGAGGAAGGAAAAUCAUGUCAGCAACGUGAACACACCGCAGAGAAGCAGCACGAUGUCCUGUGUCUGGUGCAUUCUGGAGGUGAGCUGACUCCUGUGCGGGUCAAUGCGGGUCGUGUGAAGAGCUAAUAUGUGGGUCGGCCAGUCUGAGUCGUGCCAGGCACACGCGCUGUUCGAUGCCUUCGUGCAGGCAGCCACGUGCAGGGAGACCCUCAGGGCCUUCCAGGAGCUGUGUAAAGAGCUGAAGCUGCAUCCAGGCGGUCAGCCGCAGUUCUACCACACUCUGAGGAGCAGACUGCACGACUGGAAGGCCAAAGCACUAUGGGCCAAACUGGAUAAAAGAGCCAGCCAGAGAGAGUACAUGAGAGGCCAUGCUUGCACCAGCACCACGUGUCUGAUCAUAGGUGCAGGUCCGUGUGGAUUGCGGACGGCUAUAGAGUUGCGAUUUCUGGGCGCCAGGGUGGUUCUGGUGGAAAAGCGAGAUGCUUUCUCACGGAACAAUGUUCUUCAUCUUUGGCCCUUCACCAUCCAGGACCUCCGUGGUUUAGGGGCCAAAAAGUUCUAUGGGAAGUUCUGUGCUGGAGCCAUAGACCAUAUUAGUAUUCGUCAGCUGCAGCUGAUGCUUUUGAAGGUGGCCUUGUUAUUGGGAGUUGAGGUUCAUGUGAAUGUGGAGUUCAAACAUCUAGUGGAACCUCCAGAGGACCAGAAGAAACGUGUUGGUUGGCGAGCAGAGGUCCAUCCCAGCUCACAUCCAGUCAAUCAGCUGGAGUUUGAUGUGGUUAUUGGGGCAGAUGGUAGAAGAAACACUUUACCAGGGUUUCGCAGGAAAGAGUUUCGGGGGAAACUGGCCAUUGCCAUCACGGCGAAUUUCAUCAAUCGCAACACCACUGCCGAAGCUAAAGUGGAGGAGAUCAGCGGUGUCGCCUUCAUCUUCAACCAGAGGUUUUUCCAGGAUCUUCGGCAGGCUACCGGAAUUGAUCUGGAGAAUAUAGUAUAUUACAAAGACGACACUCACUACUUUGUAAUGACCGCCAAAAAGCAAAGUCUUCUGGACAAAGGAGUCAUUCUGCGCGAUUACGCUGACACUGAAAUGCUGCUCUCCAGGAACAAUGUGGACCAGAAUGCACUGCUCUCGUAUGCUCACGAAGCUGCUGAUUUCUCCACCAAUCAUCAGCUCCCCACGCUGGACUUUGCCAUCAACCACUAUGGGCAGGCAGAUGUGGCCAUGUUUGACUUUACCUGCAUGUAUGCCUCUGAGAACGCAGCGAUGGUGCGUCAGCGCAGGGGACACCCUCUGCUGGUCGCUCUGGUGGGUGAUAGUUUACUAGAGCCAUUCUGGCCAAUGGGAACAGGAAUUGCUCGGGGCUUCCUGGCAGCCACGGACACGGCCUGGAUGGUUCGUAGCUGGGGUCAAGGCAACACCCCUUCAGAGGUUCUGGCUGAGAGAGAGAGUGUAUAUCGGUUGCUUCCUCAGACAACACCAGAAAACGUCAGUAAAAACUACAACCAGUACAGCGUGGAUCCUGCUACCCGCUACCCCAACAUCAACAUGCAGCUCAUCAGCGCUGCUCAGGUGCGUCAUCUCAUAGACACAGGUGAGGGUCCGGUUUUAAAUCUUGAUGCGGUCAGCUCUCCACACCCUAGACUCACACGGCAAGGUGUGUGUUACUUUAUACACACCAUCUACCACUUAUACAGUCAUACACAAUCUAACAUGCUGUCUGUGUGUGUAGAGUCAAUGGCUCGUUACAGUAAGCUUCUGAGCUGGUGUCAGGAGCAGACGCAUGGUUACAUGAACGUAUGUGUGACAGACUUCACAACUUCCUGGAGGAGCGGCCUGGCCUUGUGCGCUCUCAUACACAGAUUCAGACCUGACCUCAUUAAUUUUGCAUCUCUGGAGGAGAGUGAACCGGAGCUCAAUGGUCAGCUGGGUUUGGACAUGGCGGAGCUGGAAUUUGGUAUUUGUCCUAUUAUGACCGGCAAGGAGAUGAGCGCACUGGAAGAGAGUGACUCUCUCUGCAUGGUCAUGUACCUCAGCCAACUUUACGAGCUCCUCAAAGACACAGCGCCAGCUAGUGGAAACCUGAGCUCAGAAGGGAAAGUAGGUCCGUUCUCUAGCCCGAAGUCACCAAUCUCACUGCUCAGCAAACUGGGACAGAGUCUGUCCCGCAAACGCAAUCCCAAGGAUAAGAAAGAGAAGGAAGCAGAUAGUGUUGGAACUGGAAAGAGGAGGAGAACAAGCCAGACUGGCCAGUCAGAAGAGGAUGAUGUUCCUCAUGACAGCAAAGAAAAUAAAACUUCAGGAGUGACUCCGGGGUCAGAACCGAAGGUCGCUGAGGGUCAAGGCAUGGUUCGGUCCAUGACGACUCUACUGCUGGCUAAAUUUGAGGAAAACACACCACUGGCCUCAGCUAGUACAAUUCGCAGACAGAGCUACGUUCAGAUGUAUACGGGCGGAGUGAGCUCAUUGGCUCAGCAGAUAUCCAAUCAGAUUCAGAGUCAACAGGAUCAAUCUCCCAAGCUCCUUCACAGGAGGGAGUUGGGUUCUCAAAAGGAGUUUCCUGUGAAUAUGGGCAGCAGUGAUGUGUGUUAUUUCUGCGGCCGUCGCGUUUAUGUCAUGGAAAGGCUGAGCGCAGAGGGAAAGUUCUUCCAUAGGAGCUGCUUCCAGUGUGAUCACUGCAGCACCACGUUACGCUUGUCCAACUACGCUUACGACCAGCUACAUGGAAGGUUUUACUGUAAGCACCACUUCAGCUACAGAAUGACUAGCGUGGAUCAGAGAAAGAGACCAGCCCCACCUGCGGCCCCUCGAUCUACUCAGGCUCUCCCUGCUCCUUCCUCGGCUUCUACGUCUUUGUCCUCUCUAGGGUCAGUGGGCACAGCCACCCCACCAGACUCUUGGUCCUCCAGCGCCCAACCAGACAUAGUAUCUAGCCUGGCCAAGAGACUGUGUGGUACCCCAGAACGCAUUGAGCUGGAGAACUACAAACCCUGCCCAAAACAACAGGACAGCCCACUGCUGGAGGUCCCAGAGGAGACGCUUGCACAGCACAACCUCAGUUCUAGCCUGCAGGAGAAAAACACAGAGGAGCAGUCCAGUAGCUCUGAGUCAGACCUAGAGGAGGAGGUUGUCUGGAAGGAGGAGGGGCCAAACAUCAGGACCAAUGAAGAGAGAGCGUUUGACCUGGAGGAGGAGCUAAAAGAGGAAGAGGGAGGAGAGAACCAGGAAAAACAAGAGGAGGAGGAGGAGGAGGCCGAAGAUGAGGAGGAGGAGGAGGAGGAGGAGGAAGAAGGAGAAGUUUCCGAAGAAGAACAAGACGAGGGAGUUUCUAGUGAUGAGGGUGAGUACUGCCCUUGGGAGAGGGAACGGCUCUCAGGGGUGUGGCUUGAGGAAGAGGAGGCGGGGUUUGUUAAAGAGUCUUAUGAAGGAUACAGUGAUGACAAAGAUAUAGACACCAGUUCAGUCAGAGAGUCCAAUCCAUGUGACCAACAGGAACAAGACGAAUCUGUUUCAUUGCACCAGUCUUCUACUGAGUCCCCGCCCUCCUUGAAACCACCAGAAUCAGGUCCCACACCCACACCUGAGCUAUCAACGAAUCCAGAGAACCCACCUGUCAAGAGGUCAGAGGUUGUAGAAGAGUUCUGGCUGAGGAGUGCCGAGAUCAGGAAGAGUUUAGGCCUGACUCCUCUGUCUAGAGAAUGCGACCCCAAACAUACAGCAGCCCAAACAUCUAACAUUAAAGAAAGCUUCUACACCUCAGUCGCCUACAUAACGUCCUGCAAAAGCAAUUCUGCCAAACAAACACCAAGAAACUGUGACUCCAGCACACAAACUCCAUCUCAAAGUACAUUCCUGCCUGAACCAUCUCACACUAUGGACGGCGAUGCAGGCAUCACAUUAGAAGAGCCGAUAGGCCGCUCUUCUGUAAUCCACAGACUAAGCAUCACUGUAGAAGGUUGUGUGAUGGGAGACAAGCAGGAUUUGGAUAUCAGUUCCACCUCAUUUGGAAAUGAAAGCAUUUUAAAUCCAGACACAGGUCUUCCUACUCCUCCCUACAGCCCAUCUAGUUCCCCUCUUGUCAACAAGCAAUGUCGCGCCCUUCACCAAUCUGAACCGAUACUGGACCGAGAGGUUAUGGUCUUCUCAUCAACCAGCGCUACUCCUAUUCCACAGCGGGAUGGUUUUAAACCCAAGCUCAAUCAAGCUUGGAGUCUUCCUCCGGAUGAAAUUGAGAUCCUGUGUGGAGACGAGGCGGAAGGGGCUUCCAGACUGCCAGAAAGAUCCGGUGUCACGGAGAACGUAUGCCAGAUGGACAACCGUAGGCUGGAGCACAGGAGGACGCUUCCAGACCGGUUGGUUGCCCCAACGGACAAUGGCUUGGAGGAGAAGGAGAAAAAGCGCAGCUCGUUGUUCUUGCCCCGUAAAAGCAGGAAGAGUAUGAAUGCAGCGGCUGAGGCCCAGCAGAAGCCAGGAAAGCACAAGUCCCUCUGGAAGACUGUUUUCUCAAAGUAUAAGAAGGACAAGAAGAGGAAGGAGGCUACGAUGGUGGCAGAAACUCUACCUGCCGCAACUAACACCGAGACAAAGCGGAAGGUGUCAGGAAUGAACAGAACAUCAGACCUGUGUUUCCGGAAAAAUCCGAGUUUCUCUCAAGACACAGACUUGUCUUGCCAUGCUCUUCUAGAAAGAUGUCCACUCAGAGCUCAGAGAGCAGAAACGGAGGAGGAACUCAACGCCAAGCUGACACGGCGAGUGCAGAGAGCAGCGCGCAGACAGGCCAAGCAGGAGGAGCUGCGGAGGCUGCACAGGGCACAGUUAAUCCAGCGUCAGUUGGAGCAAGUGGAGGUCAAGCAGAGGCAGCUGGAGGAGAAGGGUGUAGCUGUGGAGAAAGCACUCAGAGGCGAAGCAGACUUCUGGGGAGACUCGAGUACAUCUAACCUUUUGGAUGUACAUCUGGGUGUCGAGCCCUUUCUAGGUUCCCCUCGUAGAAGGCCUGUCUAUCUCUGUCCUUGCUGUUCCUCAGAAGCCAAAGCUAAAGGGACAGAACACGAUCAUUCAGUUUAUAUCUGUACAGUCUUUUUUCUUUAUGUAGUGCAAGAACCUCCACUUCACCAGCUAAGAAUGGGAAAGAAAGAUGACCCUAGUUUAAUGCACCAGUGGUUUAAGCUGGUGCAGGAGAAGAAUGCCCUUGUGCGCUAUGAAUCUGAGCUCAUGAUAUUUGCACGUGAGCUGGAGCUGGAGGACAGGCAGAGUCGACUACAGCAGGAGCUGAGAGAGCGCAUGGCGGUGGACGACGAUCUGAAGGGGGAGGAUGAGCUGGCGGAGGAGAGGCGUAUAUUGAGUGAGAUGCUGGAUGUGGUGGAGCAGAGAGAUGCGCUGGUGGCCUUGCUGGAGGAGCAGCGAGUGAGAGAAAAAGAGGAGGACGGUGACCUGGAGGCCGUCAUGCUUUCUAAGGGUUUCAGUCUGCAAUGGGACUGACUUGCACGUGCACAAAUCUCAUCAUACUGCUUGAAGGGCUGCUCUGUGUCUGUUUGCACAACCAAAAUGCACAGCUGCUGUUUUCAUCAGUCUGAACCGGCCCGUCCACAUGCACUCUGGGCUGUAUGUGAAACUACAUAGCUGUCUAAAUAAUGAAUCCCAGGAUUCGGCAAGAGACUGCAGGCUCUGAUUAGAAUGAAUGGCAAUGUCUUGCUGCCAAAUAAUGCUAUUCUAAGACUGCUACGCUAAUAUGCAAAAGAACAUCUUUUUGUUUGCUCUCUUUGUUGAUAAAGUUAAGGUACAUCUGCAGUGUUAUCCAGAUCCAGCGCGUUUAGGCUUAACAGAAAUUAAUGUAGAAUGGCAUAUAUAACCACAUUGUCAAUUUACAGUAGAGAUUGGAGCAUGUAAACUUAAAUAUACAAAAAAAAGGCUUCUUAGUGUAUGAUUGAAAAAAAAAUUGGACCUGAUUUAGGGCAACAGUUUCUGUUGUUUAACCUGUAUAAGUCAACUUCACACAUAGUUGUCCAUUCUCAAUAUAUUCACAUUCAUUUACUGGAUUAAAUGUCUUUUUUUAUUUUUUAUUAUCUUGCACAGAAUUUGUUUUACAUUUUGUUGUCGCUAUAUUUAUUCUGUAAAACUUACUUUCAUUAAACAACCUUUCU
Carassius auratus (goldfish) is the source of this 6624-nucleotide messenger RNA. Its product is annotated as protein-methionine sulfoxide oxidase mical3b-like. Gene Ontology annotation, molecular function: protein binding; FAD binding. Lineage: Eukaryota; Metazoa; Chordata; Actinopteri; Cypriniformes; Cyprinidae. The transcript is spliced from 31 exons. Bases 614 to 5962 code for a protein of 1782 amino acids. The record is from RefSeq and is a predicted model, not a curated record.